Molecule: messenger RNA, 948 nt
Organism: Oppiella nova
Lineage: Eukaryota; Metazoa; Arthropoda; Arachnida; Sarcoptiformes; Oppiidae
Source: the annotation of a GenBank genome assembly
GGAGUGUACCCUCUAUUCGCCAAAUUUAAUUUCCUGAAGAAACCUCUGCAGCGAAUCGUUUGCGGCGGAGUGUUGGCUGCCGUGGCCUUCACUAUCUGCGGCUUUUUCCAGUUGACCAUUGAGUCGGAACUGCCGCCCAUUCUUAACGCCAAUGAAUUUCACUUAACUAUUGCCAACGGACUCGACACUGAGAUUACGCUGACAAACCCCGUCUUAUUCCCGGCUGACUCCACGAAAACUAUAGACAAAUACAAUACUUUGAUCAAAGAGAACGUUAACUCAAAGGAUUUGCUUACAAACCUUAAUCUUGAGAUCGCAUUCACCAGAACAGUAGGUGCCUGUUUGAAUACUGAACCGGCCAAGAUCAAAUUGGACUCGAGUGUUGAAAAAGGAGGAGUAUUGUACAUUACUGAAGACAUUUGUGGUCAAGUGGACAAGGUACUACAGACAUACAAUUUUGACGGCAAAUUCGAUAUAAUGGACAAACCGGCCGACGGCGGAGCGUUAACAGCAGUUGUAUUCAAUUUUAAGGGAAUUACAGUAAUUCCUGAAAAUGGUUCGAAUGUGGAGUUCCGGUUCACAAACAGUGAGUUCACUAAAGAUUUUAAGCCUAAACAUAUCGAUGAAAUCGGCGAACAGCAGUACAUCGGCUUCGUGCCAUACAAUGAACUGGACAUUCAUUUGGGCGGAGAAUAUACUUUGGAAUUAUUUAAAAGUCCUAAGGAUAGCCAGGUUAAGCCAGACACCAUCAAAAAGGAUCUGGGUCUGAAACAGGGUGGUUCCUAUAUAAUAGUCGCCCACUACGAUAAUGGAAAAUUUGAUGCAAUCGUGAAUAAUGUGGUGAAACCUAAUUCGGUAUCCAUGUUCUGGCAGAUCAUUCAGUAUCUGGUGAUCACCGCCGGAGAGAUCAUGUUCUCCAUCACCGGUUUGGAGUUCUCGUACUCUCAG